ACCGGGCAAGUGAAGGGGAGAAGUUGUGCCGAGGUCGAUAACAAAGUGUCAGUAGUCAGAGUCAACCCGUGGAGGAUUAGACCGAGCGAGCGAAAUGAGCCACCCGAGGAUCGUGACCCUAUUGGCCCUGACGGUUUUUUUGCUCACCGUCGAAGGAACUACUCUUUUGGGUGCACCACCCUGUCCCGAUCCGUACGGGGUGCACGCGUACCCCCACCCUGAGAGCUGCAACGCUUACUUCCUCUGCACAAAUGGCACCCUGACCCUCGAAUACUGCGAGAACGGACUACUCUUCGACGGCCACGGAGCUGUCUACCAACAUUGCAACUACAAUUGGGCCGUUAAAUGCGGUGAUCGCAAGGCUGACUUCGCUCCACUCAGUACCCCCGGUUGCGAAUACCAAUUUGGCCUGUACCCCAUCAGCGACACAUGCAGUACAACUUACAUCAAAUGCGUCCACGGUCAUCCACAAGAAGUACAUUGCGAUGCUGGAUUAGUUUACGAGGCAAAGAGCCACAAUUGCAUCUGGCCUGAUCAAUUAUUACCCUACUGUAACCCGGAGGAAAUAGUCGGAUUCAAAUGCCCUCACAAAGUGCCUUCCCAUAGCGCGGCUGCCAAAUUCUGGCCCUAUCCCAGAUUCCCAGUACCUGGAGAUUGUGGAAGAUUGAUCACCUGUGUCGAUGGUCAUCCACGACUGCUUACUUGCGGAGACGGCAAACUUUUCGACUCUGUCACCUUGAGCUGUAUGGAACCUGAUGAAUUACCUCACUGUGCCAAUAGCCUCUAAAUUGAUGAUCCUAAAUUGCAUUCAGAAGAAUUCAUCAAUCUCUGAAGAAUUUUCAAACUUUCUUAAAACGGACGUUUUCUUCUAUUCUGACCGAAUUAUCUACGAGGAACAGUAAAAAGAGAAUUAUAAGAAAUUGACAAAAAUGUGCAACUUUUAGUCUUUGGUUUAGAGUAUAGAUAGAUUUAUGUUAUUAUUACAAACUAUUCUAUUUCCUAUUUCCAUCUGAACUAUGAAACUUAGUUACCAUCCUAUGUACAACGAGUAUUCGAAUAAAAAUU
This is a messenger RNA of Osmia bicornis bicornis, 1065 nucleotides long. It is a transcript of the gene Cpap3-d, whose product is annotated as protein obstructor-E-like. NCBI's taxonomy places the organism in Eukaryota, Metazoa, Arthropoda, Insecta, Hymenoptera, Megachilidae. Gene Ontology annotation, molecular function: chitin binding. Bases 95 to 787 code for a protein of 230 amino acids. The record is from RefSeq and is a predicted model, not a curated record. The transcript is spliced from 5 exons. Gene Ontology annotation, cellular component: extracellular region.